This is a messenger RNA of Aethina tumida (small hive beetle), 1680 nucleotides long. Its product is annotated as monocyte to macrophage differentiation factor 2. The coding region runs from base 265 to 1005 and encodes 246 amino acids. Lineage: Eukaryota; Metazoa; Arthropoda; Insecta; Coleoptera; Nitidulidae. Gene Ontology annotation, molecular function: pore-forming activity. The transcript is spliced from 4 exons. Gene Ontology annotation, cellular component: membrane. The record is from RefSeq and is a predicted model, not a curated record.
ACGCAGUGUUCCACACGCGGGUCCAUUAAGUGGUUCGGGUUUUAUUGAAUGCAACACAUCAUUAUUCUAUUGUACGUCUAUUUGUGACCGAAUAAGAUGUGGUACGAUUCGACUUAAUUCAGUUAACAAUAUCGACUUGCGGAAACCGUAUAUGGGAGAAUGCCGCGCUAAAACCGGACCUGAAUAUUCUUAAAUGCAAUUUUAAUCCGUUGCAACGUGACCGUUCGUUUUGUAAGUGGUGUUUUGCUGUGGAACUAGAAAAGUAUGAUAAAAAGUAUUGCCCUACAGUACCUCAACUAUUUCAAGAACACUUUGAACGUCAACAGACUAAAAAGCAUAAGAUGGAUGAACAGAAAGGCUUUGCCGCACGAGGCGUAUUGCCCGACACCGGUGGAACACAUCGCCAACAUCCUGACCCACGGGGUUUGGAUCCUGCCAAGCAUUUUGGGCACGAUGCAAUUGAUCGAUAGGGCAAGCACUGGCCCGCAACGUCUGUCCGCUCUGGUUUACGGCGCCACUUUGGUCUUCCUCUUCAGUGUCUCGACAUCCUUCCACUGCGUCUUCUACUGCAACAAACACAGAAAUUUGAAGGACGUAUUGCACAGAUGUGACAGAGGGAUGAUUUAUAUUUUCAUUGCCGGCUCGUAUUUCCCUUGGUUAACGAUUGAACAAUUGCCGAUCGAAGGUUGGUCCUCGUCUAUGAGCUGGAUUGUUUGGGUUUUGGCCUUCCUCGGUAUUAUUUACCAGCAGACUUUCCACGAGAAGUACAAAACGUUGGAGACGCUCUUCUAUUUGUUCAUGGGACUCGGACCAUCGCUUACGAUUUUAACUGAACACUUAAUAUCAGGAAUCAUGGAGCUGAGCAUUGGUGGCAUUCUGUACGUUUUAGGGGUGAUUUUUUUUAAAUGUGACGGUGUCGUGCCGUUUGCGCACGCGAUUUGGCAUCUGUUUGUUGUUGCGGCCGCGGCUGUACAUUAUUAUGCAAUUCUGAAAUAUCUUUAUUAGGGAGAACUUCAAUUCUUUCAUACCGCUAUUACCAUUUCAACUUCCGGAUAAACGUGUUUUUUUAUCAUUUUUAUUGUGUGCCAAAGGAAAUAUUUGAGAAUCUUCUACAGAAAUACUCAUUCUUAUCAGUCUCGUAAACUAAAAUUAACGUCUAAAUCUGUGAUAGGAGAAGAAUGUUAUAUUAUGUUAUUUUUUCAAUUAUUUUCAUCUGUGAUUCCGGCAAUAUAACUUUUCGUACCUGCAAACCAAAGACAAUUACGAAUCUACCAAUUUUUAAAAUUGUCUCUCUAUUUUUACGAUAGAAAACAGUUGUUAAAUAGCCCACAGAUUAUAUAGGUGUAAACUCCACAAAAGAAAACAAAUUGUGUGACCAAUAAAUCGUGUCUUACCAAAAAGAAUAUAGACGACAAUAUAGUAGUUCGUUUAAAAUAACACAGGUACCCCCUUAUUUUUUAAUCUGGUUAUAAUUUCGCAUCGUUCUUUGUUUUUCAAAAUUUAAACAUGCAGUAUUAGAUUUACAAAUUUCAAUUUUGCCAAAAAUGACCAAAAGUUAUUUUGUUUUUGUACAUAUACAUUGUAAAUACAUUAAUUUUUAUAAGGGCUAAUUUUAACUUUAUAGCUUCCAUAUUAUAAAGUCAAGAAAGUAUUUUAAUAAACAAGGAUAAGACAGGAAAA